CCGGAUUAUACACGUGGGCCUCUUCUGUAAUGGGACUGUGUAAAUGUCCGAAGAAGAAAGUCACCAGUCUGUUUUGCUUUGAGCAUAACGUCAACGUAUGUGAACACUGUAUGGUUUCCAGUCACUUCAGAUGUAUCGUACGUUCUUAUCUACAGUGGCUUCAAGACAGUGACUUCAGCACGCUGUGUGGACUCUGUAACAAGUCGUUGAAGGAGGGUGACGUCUUAAGAUUCGUGUGCUACGGUGUGCAAGCCAUACACAUAUCCCGGAUGAUGACAUUACUAUUACGCCAUAUUAUAGAUAUAUUUCACAUUAACUGCUUGGAUCGUUACGCAAGGUCAUUGCCUUUAAACACAGCACCGGCUGGAUACACCUGUCCCACUUGCAAGAGUGGUAUCUUUCCUGCGGAAAAUCUGGUUUCCCCGGUUGCCGAUGUUGUUCGAAGACAGUUGGCCGAGUUGCCAUGGGCUCGAGCAGGAUUGGGACUGUCCUUGUUGUCGGGUCAGUUGAUGCCCAAGGGUAGUUUCAACACGGAGACGAGUCGCCCAGAUUCUGAUACUGGAUCUCGAGAUGAAGGCAUUGUCGUUGACACUUCUACCAGAACUGUUGAAGAUGCAGCACGGGAGUUGGAAAUAGCAAUGGAACGAGCAACGGCACAAAGAAAAAAUGUUUGGUCAACACCAGCACUCGACGACACAGAUGGUGGUGGGUCGUACAGUGUAGAGGCUCGGAAUGUACAUAGAGAUGGCGUCAUGGCGCCACCUUUGACUGACGGCACCGUCGACCACAACAGAGCAACAGUCGUACAGAUGGAUCACGAUGAAUACAAAUACAGACGACGUUCACCACUUGAACUCUUGUCCAGAUGGUUUGGCCUUCGAUGGGGCAAGAAGAAUUCUACCACGCCUCGUUCUAAGUAUAGACGUCGCUUUGUCAUCGCUCUACUGCUUGUCUUGGCAGCCAUCACGUUUGUUGUUGUAUUGAGUUACUUUAGCCAAUCAACUUCUGAGGACGAUCUUGCUUUUCUGGACCCAAUGAAUAAUCCUAAUAUUCGAGUAGUUCACUAACACAAUUCAUCUAUUAAUUAAUAUAUGUUUUAUGUUUCUUAUGACUAACGACAUCGGAAGAGAUGUGUGACUGCAAAAUUUCGUUUGUGGUGUCAGGUGAUCGGUAUACACAUGAGCAUAGCCUGACACACAAACCAGCCCCACACAUCAAUAUCUUUCCCUGUCAAGCAAUGAAUUGUGUAAGGAUGAUUGAA
This is a messenger RNA of Corticium candelabrum, 1261 nucleotides long. Its product is annotated as zinc finger protein-like 1 homolog. The transcript is spliced from 6 exons. Gene Ontology annotation, cellular component: Golgi apparatus. The coding region runs from base 30 to 1067 and encodes 345 amino acids. NCBI's taxonomy places the organism in Eukaryota, Metazoa, Porifera, Homoscleromorpha, Homosclerophorida, Plakinidae. The record is from RefSeq and is a predicted model, not a curated record.